Molecule: messenger RNA, 2240 nt
Organism: Gymnodraco acuticeps
Lineage: Eukaryota; Metazoa; Chordata; Actinopteri; Perciformes; Bathydraconidae
Gene: hsd17b12a
Product: hydroxysteroid (17-beta) dehydrogenase 12a
Exons: 11
Coding region: 124-1116 (330 amino acids)
Cellular component (GO): endoplasmic reticulum
Molecular function (GO): oxidoreductase activity
Source: RefSeq, a predicted model, not a curated record
UGUGUGUGAUGCUACAACCUCCUUAUAAAGGGACUCUCUCUCACGUUGUGUCUUGGAAAUUAGAGCACAUUGCCUAAAAUUGAGGUCUCCACACAUACACACACACACACACACGCCGCUGCCAUGAACUCGAUGAACGUGGAGGAGAAGCUGCUCUUCUGGGUCGGCGCGUUCACCGUGGCCUCCCUGGUGCUGUGGGUCCUCUACAAGCUGCUCUCAGGCUUCAGGAUCUGGGUCUUGGGGAACGGGAUGCUGAUCUAUCCAAAUCUGGGCAAAUGGGCUGUUGUGACGGGCGCCACUGAUGGAAUCGGGAAAUCCUAUGCGGAGGAGCUGGCUCGCCGUGGAUUUGCCUUGAUGUUGAUCAGUCGCUCCCAGGACAAGCUGGAUGACGUGGCCAGGUUACUAAAGGAACAGUACAACGUGGAGACCGGGACCAUCGCAGUGGACUUUGGCAGGAGUGACAUUUACAAAAAGAUCGAGGCGGGGCUGGCUGGAUUAGAGAUCGGGGUUCUUGUGAACAAUGUUGGUGUUUCCUACCCCUACCCCGAGUACUACCUCAAUAUUCCUGAUCUGGACAAUUUCAUCACAAACAUGGUUAACGUCAACAUAACUUCAGUCUGCCAUAUGACCCGCCUGGUGCUGCCCAGGAUGGCUGAGAGGUCCAAAGGAGUCGUCCUGAACAUCUCCUCUGCCAGCGGCAUGUACCCCCUCCCUCUGCUCACCGUCUACUCUUCCACAAAGGCCUUUGUGGAUUUCUUCUCUCGUGGCCUUCAGGAAGAGUACAGGCGUCAGGGCGUCAUCAUCCAGAGUGUGCUGCCCUUCUUCGUGGUGACCAAAAUGACUCGCAUCAGGAAGCCCACCCUGGACAAACCCACCCCCGACCGCUAUGUGCUGUCUGAGCUUGCCACUGUGGGUCUGCAGAGCCAAACCAAUGGAUAUUUCCCUCAUGCCGUCAUGGGCUGGCUGACCACCAAGCUGGUGCCGAUCGACCUGGUCAUCUUCUUUGGAGCAAGGAUGAACCGUCUGCAGCGCACCGGGUACCUGAACAGGAGGAAGAUGAGGGAGCUGAAGAACGGAGACGCUCUGAAGAACGGAGACGCUCUGAAGAACGAUUAGGAAGACGGCUGAUGAAUCUGUGGACUCAUGGUGGAGAGAUUGUGAUUUUUGGAUCUGUAUGGUGAAUCCUCCAGGGUUGCCUGAGUUUCACAUGUGUGCCUUCAGUAAAAUGUGCUCGGCAAAGCGUGUGUAAGACUUUGAACGGUAAACUAUUCCCUGAUGUUUUGUCAAAAGAGAAAUGGUCAAAGAAGGCAGAAGUUAAAAUGUAAUGCUGCUCUUGGCAAAUAUUGUCAAUGACACUAAUGGUGAACAUAAUACAACCAAAAAUUAAUGAGGGAUUUGUUAACCCUGCUGUUGUAAGCAGUGUAACAUGGUGGAGGGCAUCUUUUUAUAUGUAUGUAUAAUUAUUUAUUUCAUAUUUGUAUGAACGCACGAGCCAAACUCAGACCUUUUUUUAGAGUUUAUCUUUCAACCUUGUCCUGUUUACAAUUCAUUUAGCCAUUUUAAAGAUGGCCACAUCUGCGGUCUGUCAGUUAUCUUGCAAUACUGAACUGCUAUCACUAUGCAUCAGCUCUUUCAUAAUAUUGCGUGUUUGCAUUAUAUUUAAAAUGUUGUGGUGGGUUGCUGUCACACCAAUGUGUCACUUGCUCUAAACCAAAGUCUUUCACAAUAACUGCGGCAUUAAUCCGAAGUGCCUUUUUGGUCAAAUGUAAUGAGAGGGUGUUGAAUGGUUAAAAUGUAUUAUUAUGAAAGGAUGUAAUUCAACUGGUAUGAUGUGAACUAAACGGUUGCUCCGUUUUGUGCCUUUUUAAUUGAAAUGUAAACCUUUAGCCAAAGAAGGAAAACCUCUUAACCGACUCAGUGUAGAGCAAAUGUCCUUCCAGUUGAAGUAAAACCUAAAGUGUGAAUGUUUUACAUCAUUGGCUACAAUCUGGUUCACAUACUAAGACAGGUUUGCUUCAGAAACAGGACGACUGCGCCGCUUUACUCAGUUGAUGUGUGUGUAAGUGAAAACCCCGUAUGAAUUGGUCUGACCAUUGCCUUAACUAAGCGGUUAUGUGAAUGCUUUUCCUUUUUGUAACAAGUCUUUUAAUAUGCUUCUAAAUAAAACAUAAUUGAAUUUCUACAUGUGCAGUGGCAACUAAUGUUUUCUACUGUUUGUUAAUAAAAGCUCUGGCACAAAG